AUGUUCAAAGAUCACGGUAUCAGAGGACCAUACCGUGGCAUCACCGCGACAGCACUGCGAGACACGGCGUUUGGUGUAUACUUUGUCACCGCCGCAGCUAUCUUGCGCUAUUUCGCGCCUUCACCACUGCCGUCCAACCACUCCGCCGAGUUGAUCUCUGAGGCGGGUUCCCGUGCAUUGUCGCACUCGUUGCAUGUUCAAAUGCUGUCUGGAGGUAUCGCCGGUGUCACAUCAUGGCUGGCGACAUAUCCCUUUGAUGUCAUCAAGGCACACAUACAGAGUACCCACAGUACAGAGGGCGAUAAACCUUUCAGCAUUACUCGGUCCACAUUCCGGAAAAUUUACAGCCUGGGAGGCCCGAAUGUGUUCUAUUGA
Molecule: messenger RNA, 375 nt
Organism: Sparassis crispa
Lineage: Eukaryota; Fungi; Basidiomycota; Agaricomycetes; Polyporales; Sparassidaceae
Exons: 1
Coding region: 1-375 (124 amino acids)
Biological process (GO): transport
Molecular function (GO): transmembrane transporter activity
Source: RefSeq, a predicted model, not a curated record